AUGGAUGACACUCGUGAUCCUGCCAAUCCGAGCGCCUCUGACCCCUCCAGCUCCAACCUUAGCCUCGGCGCUACUACUGGGGGUGGGAGCAAUGCCGCGGGCAAUCAACCACAGCCGCCAGCCGCACUAGCGAGACACAGUCACGAGCUGCCCUUUGUUGCGCCCUCCUCUUACCUUCGGCCGAAGCCGAGCAGUCGCACAAUGACGGAGACGUCAGCAAGUCCCCUCGAUAGGGAGCAGAUGCAGGGUUUGAGAGGCAUCCGCGAAUUCCUCAAGGUCCGAACCAGCUACGACGUCCUCCCGCUCUCUUUCCGGCUCAUUGUCCUCGACAACGACCUCCUCAUCAAGAAGAGCUUGAAUAUCCUGAUCCAAAAUGGCAUCGUCUCGGCCCCGCUCUGGGACUCGCGCAACUCGACUUUUGCUGGACUGCUGACCAGCACCGACUAUAUCAACGUCAUCCAGUAUUACUGGCAGUUUCCGGAAGAGAUUCACCAGGUUGACCAGUUUCGCCUGAGCAGCUUGAGAGAUAUCGAAAAAGCUAUCGGGGCUCUACCGCUUGAGACGGUAUCCGUCCACCCUAUGCGACCCCUCUACGAGGCUUGUCGCCGGAUGCUGAAGACGAGAGCCCGGAGGAUUCCUCUGAUUGAUAUAGACGACGAGACCAAGCGGCAGACGGUAGUCAGCGUGAUCACGCAGUACCGGAUCCUCAAGUUCAUCGCCGUGAACAACGAAAAACACACUGUGUUGUUGCGAAAGUCGGUUAAAGAUAUUGACCUGGGGACUUACUCUAACCUCGCAACGGCGACGAUGAACAGCUCCGUCCUGGACGUGAUCCACCUCAUGGUCCGACAUAAUAUCUCGGCCGUGCCCAUUCUCGACCGGGAGAACCACGUAUUGAACGUGUUUGAGGCAGUCGAUGUCAUCCCCUGCAUCAAGGGCGGGGCGUACGACGAGCUGGCGGCUACCGUUGGGGAGGCCCUGUCCAGGCGAGCAGAUGACUUUGGGGGCAUCUACACGUGCGGCAUGGAGGAUCGGCUGGACUCCAUUUUCGACACGAUCCGCAAGUCGCGAGUGCACCGGCUGAUCGUGGUCGACGAUGAGAGCCGCUUGAAAGGCAUCAUCUCCCUGUCGGACAUACUCAAGUACGUCCUCUUAUUCGGGGAGGAAGACGAUAGCAUCAGGGCCGUCUAA
This is a messenger RNA of Phialemonium atrogriseum, 1191 nucleotides long. RefSeq names its product nuclear protein SNF4. Bases 1 to 1191 code for a protein of 396 amino acids. Gene Ontology annotation, molecular function: AMP binding; protein kinase binding; protein kinase regulator activity. Gene Ontology annotation, cellular component: nucleus; cytoplasm; nucleotide-activated protein kinase complex. Gene Ontology annotation, biological process: regulation of catalytic activity; protein phosphorylation. The transcript has 4 exons. The record is from RefSeq and is a predicted model, not a curated record. Lineage: Eukaryota; Fungi; Ascomycota; Sordariomycetes; Cephalothecales; Cephalothecaceae.